Molecule: messenger RNA, 816 nt
Organism: Pseudozyma flocculosa PF-1
Lineage: Eukaryota; Fungi; Basidiomycota; Ustilaginomycetes; Ustilaginales; Ustilaginaceae
Exons: 5
Coding region: 1-816 (271 amino acids)
Biological process (GO): protein transport
Source: RefSeq, a predicted model, not a curated record
AUGGCGCCGUGGAACGCGGCGCGCACAAAGGUGCAGCUCAAGCUGUCGGUGCAACGCACAAAGAUGCUCCAGGAGAAAAAAGAGGCCAUGGCCAAAAAGGCAAGGCGCGACAUUGCCGCCCUCGUCGAGAGGGGAAAGCUCGAGACGGCGCGCAUCAAGACCGAAGGACUCAUCGCCGAGGAUAUCCACAUUGAGCUGCUCGAACUCAUGGAGCUCUAUGCCGAGACGCUCCUGGCCAGGUUUGCGCUGCUCGAAAUGAACACCCGCGACGUGGACCCCUCGUUACAGCCCGCGCUGGCGUCCAUCAUCCACGCCUCGCCGCGCACCGAGCUCAAGGAGCUGCACGUCCUCCGCGAGAUGCUCAUGUCCAAGUACGGCCGCGAGUUUGCCACCGACGUCAUGGACAACCGCGACGGCAUCGUGCCGGACCGCGUCAUGGCCAAGCUCGACCUCGGCACCGCCAAGGUCGACGAGGUCCUCGUCGAGGCUUACAUCGAGGAGAUCUGCAAGGCGUACGACGUGCCGUUCCACAGCGAUGUCCUGGCCAAGCUGGCACAAAAGGAUCAGCCUGCCGACGUCGAGGGCGCGGCCGCGGGCGAGGGUCAGGACGUCAAGCCGUCAGCAGAGGCGAGCAAGGAAGGCGCUGUUUUCGCCGACGCGGAAAAGGUCAAGGACGAGGCGACAAAGUCCGAGGCGCAGUCUACCGCCGCUGCCGCCGCGCAACCACCAGCGGCAACCGCGACGACGAAAAAGCAGACCGAGCAGCAAGAGUACGACAGCCUGGCGGCGAGGUUCGCGGCGUUGAAACGGAUGUGA